Molecule: messenger RNA, 3740 nt
Organism: Doryrhamphus excisus (bluestripe pipefish)
Lineage: Eukaryota; Metazoa; Chordata; Actinopteri; Syngnathiformes; Syngnathidae
Gene: lcp2a
Product: lymphocyte cytosolic protein 2a
Biological process (GO): cell surface receptor protein tyrosine kinase signaling pathway; intracellular signal transduction
Molecular function (GO): protein binding
Source: RefSeq, a predicted model, not a curated record
CAUAACUGGAGGAGACAGGAAGAGUGAAGGAAGCCAUCUUGGUUCCACUUUGACAUAUCAGUGUACACGACGACUUGAGAGCCCGAGAUAAGUUUUUUUUGCGGGGGGGAGCGAGGCAAGUCCGUUUUAGAAGGUAAAACUGCUUGUUGACAGUAAAGUUAGGGUCUUACAGAGGGCAGAGUCUGGAUGUCCAGCUUGGAAACAGAAAGAACUUAAGAGGUCCCCUCAAGAAAUAUCCUCAAGACCUCCGUCUGCUGAGCCCUGACGAGGACAUACGAUGAGCGCUGGACGUGUCCCAUCCAGGUCAGAGGUCAUGGAGUGGAGCCCUCAGCAGCUGGCUGAGUACUUGAGGAAGAUGAACCUGUCCGACUGUGAUCGAACCGUGUUAAAGAACUCCAUCAAUGGAAUUCGAUUUGUGAAUCUGAGUGAAAAUGACUUGCAGAAAUUCCCCAAACUUCACACACCGAUUAUUUCGAAGCUCAGCGCUGACAUCAGCAAGAAGGAAGAAAGACGAGGCCUGUUUGGUAAAAAAACCAUCACACCUAAAUUUCACGAAGCAGCAGCUCUUGAAGUUCACGGUUUGGGCGACAAUAAUUCCGACGAGGACGACAUUAACGAUUACGAGAGUCCAAACAGCGGCGGCGAGGACGACGACGGCAGCAGUCACAGCGAUUAUGAGAUCCCAAACGAUGACAUGGAGGGGGCUGAUCACUACGAACUUCCUCCCUCUGAACCCUCGGAGGACCUUGCCCACAAACUACGUACAGCGCUGCCCCUCAGAGAGGCGGAUUACAUCGAUAACAGGGAUCAACAUGUGCCCCCUAGAGGCCCACCCCCUGCUGUUAGUCCCCGCCUACCUGUUGUGCCACGCCCAACACUGUCGCCUCGCAUGCCAGGUAGAGAUCACUCACCGCACUCUAGUAGACGACCAUCGGAGAAGUUGCUGCCGGGACCACCGCAGAUCUUCCGUGGCAACAAACCGGGCCGGAAUUCAUCUCCCGCUCGAGUUCCCAAUGUUGCAGAGAAGCCAGGCAAACCCUCUCGGAGGCCUCAGGUGGAUGUCCCAGAUCCUCCCAGUAGGUCCAAGCCACCUCCUCCUCGUCCCUCUUCCGCCUCGAUCGGAAGGAGCAACUCCUCCGUCGGGCCUCCUCCCAACAGGUUUGACGGAAUGAGGGAGCAAGCACACAAUGACGCACCAAAGUUUCCUCUCCUUCAUAAAAACCUGGCCCCCUGCCCGACACCGCCCGGCCGCCGCGGAGACAGCUGUUUGCCCUCUGGUGUCACUUCUGUCGGGUCCCUGCCUCUCAGUGUUCACUCAGCCCCCAACGUUGAAGGUUGGGAUGACGACGAAUUUGAUGACGAAGAGUACGCUGAUGACUACGAGAAUCCAAACAGCGGCGAUGAGGGCAACGUUAAGAGCGACAGUGACGACUCGCCGAAUGAUAACUCGGACUGGGCCGACAAUUACGAACCUCCUCCCUCUGAACGCUCAGAGGACUUCAACCACAAGCUGUGCCCCGCCCCUCCCCUUGGAGAUGGCGAUUACGUCGAUAAUAGGGAUAAACGUGUGUCAACAAGAGGCCCACCCCCUGCUGUUAGUCUCCGCCCACCGGCUGCCUCUGUCCCGCCACUGUCACCCCGAAUGCCAGGUGAGUCGUUGGCCAGUAGAGAUCACUCCCCGCACUGUGCUAGACAACCAUCAGGGAAGUUGCUUCCAGAACCACCGCAGAUUUUCCGUGGCAACAAACCAGGACGAAACUCGUCUCCCAUUCGAGGUCCCAACACAGAGGAGAGGCCGACCGUACACUCCAGAAGGCCUCAGGUAGACGUCCCAGAUGCUCCCUCAAGGUCCAAACCCGCUCGACCUCCUCCUUCUUCUUCCUCUGUGUCCAUCGGCAAGAGCAGCCCGUCCUUCAGGCCUCCUCCCAGCAGGUUUGAUGGUAUAAGAGAGCAACCACACGGUGAUGCACGCAAACACAACACGUUUCCCCUCCUCCAGAAAAAUGUGGGCCCCCGCCCUGCACCACACAGCCGCCAGGGAGACAGUUUACCUCCUGGUGCCACCUCUGUCGGGUCACUGCCUCUCAGUGUUCACACUGGCUAUGUGGAUGAUAGGAGCAACUUUGCCGGAUCGGACCGCUUUCGUUCUCCUCCACAAAAACCUGCAUCAAAACAGGGCUUGGAUCCUCGCUGGUAUGUUGGUAAAGUGACGAGAAGUGAGGCUGAAGGGUACUUCAAACAAGUCAACAAGGAUGGGGCGUACUUGGUGAGGGACAGCUCCCACAAGCAGUCUAAUCAGCCCUAUACACUGAUGGUACUGCACCAGAACAAAGUGUACAACAUCCAGAUCCGACAUCAGGACCAGCAGUUCCAACUCGGAACCGGACUCAAGGUUCAAGAGUCUUUCCCGACGGUGUGUGACAUCAUCAAACAUUACUCCCAGUGUCCUCUCCUCCUCAUCGACGCCAAAAAGCGCAGCCACGGCCAACAGAACCAGUGUCUACUUUCAGAUCCAGCCAAGAAUUACAUGAGCGGACCGUAAUGAUCUCACCAAGACUUAACAGUAUCCGAACAAACUAUUGUAAAUUCCGAUGUAUAAGCCACACCCACUAAAUUUUAAUUUUUACAUGCAAUAUACAGUAAACCUCGGAUAUAUCGGAUUCAAUUGUUCCUACUGGUUUUGUCCGAUAUAAGCGAAAUCCGUUAUAUGCGUAUACCGGAAAAUGUCCGUUUUACGCAUAUAUCGGAUUUAUAUCCGGUAUAUGCGUAAAUCGGAUUUUAUCCGUUAUAAAAAGGCACUUCCUUGACUAUGUUUCCAAUGUACCUGGACGCGCAGGCAACGCUGCAAACGCUGCAAAUGACGUCGUAUAGCGGCCUGUCACGAUUCGGCAAAUCGGAGCGCCACGAUGCGGCCAUUCGAUAUAUGCAAUGAAUUUUUAUUGGAAAUGCAUUACAGAAAAAUUGGUUCUUUUUUAUCUGUCCGUUGUGAGCGAAUUUCCGAUAUAUCCGAGUCCGAUAUAUCCGAGGUUUACUGUACAAGCAGUCCAUGUCCUAAACUGGCAUAUUGUGGCGUUCCGUGAGCAGCAGGCAGCACUUUAUUUGACAGGAGCUAAUCAUGAAAAACUCAUUAUGAACUAGUCAACCCCAUUGGGGUCAAAAGGUAUACCGGGGGAAUAUACAAACAUGUACCAAUAUGAGUUUUAAAUUUUUUUUUAGUUUUCUCAUAUUGUAUUGCGUCUGAGCAAAGCAUUCAAUUGGAGGACAAGUGGCGUAGAAAAUGGCUGGAUGGCGCUGCACUGCUGCCUUUGUCUACCAGAGGGAGGCUGACAUCAUUGCAGCACCCUGGCAGGCAUUAUGUGAAAAGACUGUUACUAUACUAUAUUGAGCAAUGACCUGCUGCCAUUUCCAAUGGGUUUACAAGCUGGUUGUGAGUGCUUGUGAUUGGCUCCUGUCUUUCCUCACUGACUCGCAAGCGACACAGUACAGUAUUUAAACCAGUAAAGGAGAUGUGACAAGAUUAGAACUCGACCAUAAAUUAGCCGCACCGCUGCAUAAGCCACAGGGUUCAAAUGUUUUCUUGUAAGUAGUGGCUUAAACACUGGAAAUGAUGGUAGUUGUUAAUGUGGCCUUUGGAUUUGUUGCUUCUUUUGUUCAAAUGACCAUCAUUAAGACAUAUUUCAUUUUUUUGACAUUGUAAUGGAAUGUUUUACUGCUUUGGUCCUGUUUUCACUUGAGUAAUA